Molecule: messenger RNA, 522 nt
Organism: Parnassius apollo (apollo)
Lineage: Eukaryota; Metazoa; Arthropoda; Insecta; Lepidoptera; Papilionidae
Source: the annotation of a GenBank genome assembly
AUGCCUUCGACGUCAAAUGAAAAUGUUUAUGGAAAUAAUUUACAAAUGUUCCUAUGGUCAAAUAUAUCCCAUGUGCUUUAUAAUCCAGAUAGUCUCAGUAAAAUCUGUAUAACAGUUAUAAAUAAUAAUAUGAUUUCCUUAAUAAAUUACACUACUCCUCUAUCACCAAAUGAUGUGCAUUUAUUAAGCAAAAAUCGAAAAGGUGACAAAGAGAACUUGCCAUUUAUAGUGAUAAAUGAUAAUGAUUUGCCACCAUGUUUGCAAUCAACAAAUCAAACAAAUGUUAUAAUAACUUCCAAUGUAAAAUUAGACUGUAAGGAAAGAAAAACACAGAAAAACUUAAGGAUCCAAAUAGAUGCUGGUGCUAAAGUUAUUACGCAAUCAGCACUGAAAAUGAAAUUAUUUACAAGGGAUAAAAUAAAUAAAAUAAACAAUGAUUCAAGCGUAACGGACAAAAAUAAUGAAUACAUAAAUAUGCAAAAAGAAGAAAAUACAACACGAAAACGAAAAAAGUAUGACUAG